This is a messenger RNA of Babesia bigemina, 684 nucleotides long. RefSeq lists its product as hypothetical. Bases 1 to 684 code for a protein of 227 amino acids. Gene Ontology annotation, molecular function: DNA-binding transcription factor activity. The record is from RefSeq and is a predicted model, not a curated record. The transcript has a single exon. Gene Ontology annotation, biological process: regulation of DNA-templated transcription. NCBI's taxonomy places the organism in Eukaryota, Apicomplexa, Aconoidasida, Piroplasmida, Babesiidae.
AUGAUUACGCGUGGAGUGGCUCCACGUCGUGCUCUCCCCGCACAAGCGGCAUUCGCAUGCCUUGCGGCGAGGAAACACCACAUACUGUGUGUGUGUGAUUUGUGUUACAAUCAUCAAAGUCGCGGCAAUCAGAAGGGAACUUGUGCUCCUCUCUACGACCCGCAGAUCGAACUGGCUUAUCCUAAGGCUUCACAGAUGGGAAAAGUAUCGCCUCGCCGACGCCGUAGGGCGCCCACCAAAGGCAUACCGAAAAACGCCGUAAUUGUGCCGAACGUCCCGACGGAAGACUACUGCAGUCAAAUGCCGGGGGUAUAUUACCAUUUCGGCAAGCUCGAGUGGCGCACGACUUGCAGGGAUCCGUUCAAUUGCUCGAAGCGUUCGCAGCGCACCUUUGGUGUACGAAAAUACGGGUUCUACGAGGCAAAAACGAUGGCUGAACUCGCAGCACUCGAGUGGGAGAAACACCGCAAUCUCGUAUUGUACCUUCAAAACGUCUCGACAGGAAACGCUAUUGCGGGGCACGUUAUUGCAACUCCGCCUGCCCCACCGGUUAGUCCGGAGUACAUCCCCUACAUGCCGUACGACUGUUACGCGUACGUCCCAGAGGAUUUUGAGGGCCCAUACACGCAACAAACGUCCAUGGACUACUACAACGAGAGCCCAGACCGACUUAGCAACUUCUGA